Messenger RNA from Rhagoletis pomonella (apple maggot), 549 nucleotides. RefSeq lists its product as uncharacterized. The record is from RefSeq and is a predicted model, not a curated record. Gene Ontology annotation, molecular function: nucleic acid binding. Lineage: Eukaryota; Metazoa; Arthropoda; Insecta; Diptera; Tephritidae. Gene Ontology annotation, biological process: DNA integration. Bases 1 to 549 code for a protein of 182 amino acids. The transcript has a single exon.
AUGCAAGACGUUACGGCUGAAGCUGUUGCCAAAGCACUGUUACACGGAUGGAUAGCGCACUUUGGUGUGCCGGCUGCCAUUACCACCGACCAGGGUAAACAAUUUGAAUCGAGGUUAUGCAAAGAGUUGACGAACCUGGUUGGCGCUAAGCACUUUAGGUCAACUGCGUACCAUCCUCAAGCGAAUGGUCUGAUUGAGCGCAUGCAUAGGACGCUAAAGACAGCAAUCAAGUGUCACACCGAUAGUAAUUGGAUCAGCUGCCUUCCCAUAGCGUUAUUAGGGCUUCGUACAACUUAUAAAGAAGAUUUGGGAGCGACGCCAGCAGAAAUGGUAUACGGCGAAAAUUUAAAGUUACCCGGAGAGUUUUUCACCAACCACACGAGCGAAGGCACAGGCGAUGAAGUUAUUGGCAAUUUAAAAAAUGUAAUGACGAAUCUUAAACCAGUUUCAACAUCGAACCAUGCUGCGAACAAAGUUUUUGUGCAGCGAGAUAUCAACAACUGCACGCAUGUUUUCGUUAGGGAUGACUCUGUACGACGGUCCGUUUAA